CACGUUGGAGGAGUGAUAAAGCAGCUUGCUUGUUAAUUUCACUGCGUUUCUUGUCGUUGCGAGCUGUCAGCAGGCCUGUCAGUCAGUCAGUCAGGCAGGCAGGCAGGCAGUGAGUUCGCAGCACGGCCAGCGCUCUCUGAAAUAUCCUCUCAUCUCACACACAGACACAGACAGACACGGGGAGUGUGUGGGCGCCCGGUGCCCGGUGUGUGUGUGUGCGCGCGUGCGCGUGUACGUUUGUGUGUUUGUGUGUGUGUGUGUGUGUGUGUGUGUGUGUGUGUGUGUGUAGAGUCGGGGAGUUGUCAGAGCACUAAGGAAAAGAGUGGGGGAGCACGCACAAUGUGAGAGAGGAGUUGAGAGAAAGAGAGAGACAUUGAGGAGGAAAGAGAGGAGGAGAGUUGAGUGAGAGUGUGUGAGUGGGAGAGAGAGAGAGAGAGAGAGACCUCGGCAGAGAGGAGGAGAGAGAGAGGGGAGGAGAGCUCCGUCUCUCCCGGUGCACUUGGCAGUCUAGUUGCGGGCUGCUGUGCUGUUGCUGUCGUGGCGUGGCUGGUCGCGCCAGGCGGGGAACUUCACCACACUGGAGCCCGGAGUCCCACUCUCUCACCUGCGCAGUUCGGAGCUGCCAUGGGUCUCUCGCCUGGAUUUACUGUCCUAAUUAUUCUACCGGCCUUUCUGCUGCACACCAGCGGCCUUUACAUCGCCAGUAGCGUUGACUCCCUGCAGCAUGUGCUGGGGGAGUAUGGACUGGUGAGGCCAAUCAGUGUGGACGCAGAGGGCCGCUUCCUGUCGCACGCUGUCUCGGCUGUCCACAUGGCAGGAGGGCAGUCCCGUAGGCGCCGGAGGAGGGAGAUAGGAGUAGGCAAUGAUGAGUGGAAAGGGCCAAGAGGAGUUGAGGAGGACCAAGAGCCGGUGGCCCGUCGGGAAAGGCUUUACUACAACGUUACCGUCUUCGGCCGGGAGUUCCACCUGCGCCUGCGCCACAACACCAGGCUGGUGGCCCCCGGAGCCAAGAUGGAGUGGCGUGAUGACAGCGACAGCACCCGUCACUCUGAGCCCCUGCACGAUGAAUGCCUCUACGUGGGUGAUAUCACAGACGCACCAGGGGCCGCUGUGGCUAUCAGCAACUGUGAUGGCCUGGCUGGUAUGAUCAGGACGGAGCAAGAGGAGUUUUUUAUCGAGCCAGUGGAGAGGGGCGAUGGAGUGAUAGAAGACGAGGAAGAGGAGGGAGGAGGAGGGAGGACACACAUCGUCUACCGCUCGUCAGCCGUAAAGAAAGCUCCCAUCAGCAGCGCGGCGGCAGACUUCCACUCCAGAGGUGCUGAUCUUGGUGGUCUGAUGGACCUGGAGUCUCUGUACCGCGGUGUGGAGCAGAGUAUCAACCACACACGAGCGGGGCGAACGCGUCGACAGAGCCUGGACAGGGCCUACAACAUCGAGGUGCUGCUGGGCGUCGAUGACUCGGUGGUCCAGUUUCACGGGAAGGAGCAUGUCCAAAAAUACCUGCUCACACUCAUGAACAUCGUAAAUGAGAUCUACCAUGACCAGUCUUUGGGAGCAAAGAUCAAUGUGGUUCUGGUGCGGAUUAUCAUGCUGGGCUAUGGCAAGUCCAUGAGUCUGAUUGAACUGGGGAACCCAUCUCAGAGUCUGGAGAAUGUGUGUCGUUGGGCCUUCCUGCAGCAGAAGCAGGACACAGGGGACGCCGAGUAUCAUGACCACGCCAUCUUCCUCACACGACAGGAAUUUGGUCCCACGGGCAUGCAGGGUUACGCUCCAGUGACAGGCAUGUGCCAUCCGGUGAGGAGCUGCACUUUGAACCAUGAGGACGGUUUCUCCUCUGCCUUUGUGGUGGCACACGAGACCGGACACGUGCUGGGGAUGGAGCACGACGGCCAGGGGAACCGCUGUGGAGAUGAGGUGCACAUGGGCAGCAUCAUGGCUCCGCUGGUGCAAGCUGCCUUCCACCGCUUUCACUGGUCUAGAUGUAGCAUGCAAGAGUUGGGACGUUACCUUCAUUCCUAUGACUGUCUCCGUGACGACCCCUUUGACCACAACUGGCCCUCGCUGCCUCAGCUCCCUGGUUUGCACUACUCCAUGAAUGAGCAGUGUCGCUUUGACUUCGGUGUGGGCUACACGAUGUGCACAGCGUAUCGCACAUUUGACCCAUGUAAGCAGCUGUGGUGUAGCCACCCAGAUAAUCCCUUCUUCUGCAAGACCAAGAAAGGACCGCCCAUUGAUGGCACCAUGUGUGGGAAUGGGAAGCAUUGCUUUAAAGGUCACUGUAUCUGGUUGACCCCUGACAUCAUAAAGCAAGAUGGAAACUGGGGUUCGUGGAGUGAGUUUGGCCAGUGCUCCCGCACUUGUGGUGGAGGAGUACAGUUUCGCACACGUGACUGUGACAAUCCAAGACCAGCCAACGGGGGCCGUACCUGCGUGGGGGCGACUUACCAGUUCCAGAUGUGCAACACCAACGAAUGCGAGGAUAUCUACAGUGACAUGCGAGAAGAGCAAUGCCACGCUUGGGACCCUCGCUUCGAACUCCACAGCAACAAGCACCACUGGCUGCCUUAUGAACACCCAGACCCUAACAAACGCUGCCACUUGCAUUGCCAAUCCAAGGAGACAGGAGAUGUGGUCUUCAUGCAGAGAAUGGUCCUUGACGGCACACGCUGCUCAUACAAGGACCCGCACAGCGUGUGUGUGCGUGGAGAGUGUGAGAAAGUGGGCUGCGACAGUGUGGUCGGCUCGUCAAAGCAGGACGACAAGUGUGGAGUGUGUGGAGGCGACAACUCCAGCUGCAAAACCUUCAAAGACACCAUCACACGUACUGCUAAAAAACAAGGUUUCCUCAAGGUUCUUGAAAUCCCCAGAGGAGCCAGACACCUGCUGAUUCAAGAGCUGAAAGCAACUUCUCACAUCUUAGCUGUGAAGAAUGUGGCAUCCGGACUGUUUUUCUUAAAUGGGGACGAUGAAUACCCAAAAUCCCACUCAGUCAUAGAGAAAGGAGUGGAAUGGGAAUAUGAGAACGACAACGACAAGGAGACCCUUCAGACCACUGGCCCUCUCAGACAUGGAAUUCUUAUCAUGAUGAAAUUACACGGGGAUGAAGAUGUGAAUUUAUCCUAUAAGUACAUGAUGAACAUGGACAGUGACUCAGCCAUUCAGAACAACAUGUUGGUAGAAGACAGUGCCUAUGAGUGGGCCCCAAAGAGAUGGUCUUACUGUUCCAAGCCCUGUGGUGGAGGGAAGCAGUAUUUGAGAUACGGCUGCAGAAGAAAAGUUGACAGCAAGAUGGUCCACAAGAGUUUCUGUAACAAGUCCAACAUGAAACCUAGAGGAGACACCAGAGACUGCAACCAGAAGCCCUGCCCUCCACCCAUUUGGGUGACAGGGGAGUGGCAGAACUGCAGCAAACCAUGUGGAAAGACAGGUAUGCAAAUACGCUCAGUCAGCUGUGUCCAGCCGUCAGACGACAACACCACACGCUCCAUCCACAACAAACACUGCAACGACGACCGGCCUGAGUCCCGCAGACCCUGCAACCGACACCCCUGUCCCACCCAGUGGAGAGUUGGACCAUGGUCACAGUGCUCAGUGACAUGUGGUAAUGGGACCCAGCAGAGGCAGGCUCUGUGCCACACCAGGGACAACACCAUCGGCCUGUGUCUGGACAGCAAGCCUGACACCAUCAGAGUCUGUCGCAUGGAUCCAUGUCCCAAGGGCUCAUCAGACCUCAACAAGAACGGCAACAUCCUGAUCCAGUGGCUGUCUCGCCCCAACCCCAACUUCCCGAAGAUCUCCUCACGCCAGCGUUGUCAUGGAGACCGUUCCGUGUUCUGUCGAAUGGAGGUGCUGAAGCGCUACUGCUCUCUACCGGACUACCAGCGCAUUUGCUGCAAGUCCUGCAGCAAUGUGACCAUCACAGAGCUUCUACCCAACUCCACCUCUAUGCGCCCCAGUGUCACAGUUCCUCCACCUACCAGCACCCUCAGCUCUGGCUUCACCACCACCCAACCCACCGAACCUGUCAUCACCACCAUUUCAGCUCCUACCACCAGCCCCUGGACCAUCACUCAUCCUCCUGCCUUCACCACUCCUGUUCCUCAUUCCACCCAAACCCCACUCAGAACCACAGACGUGAUCACACCUUAUUUGUUGGAUGCUACCAGUGCUCCUGUCUACCCUACCACCUUUUCCAUGGCAACCACCUCAGUUAUUACAACCUCUCCCAGUACAACUGCUCAUCCCCUGCCUCUGCCUAUCCCAGAUGUAGACGACAGCACAGAUCCACAGUUACAGAGCACUACAAAUGUUCUAACGACAUCUGGUAUGAUAACUACCAUAGACUUUACAGCAGCCACCAGUCCAACAAUCACAAAUCCAGCUGAACAUAGCACAAAAACAGACAGCCCGCUGAAACCAAAGCCCAAAAAGAAUAUUCCUUCAAAGAAAAACCCCAAAAAGGUGAUUCCACCAAAGAUCAAUCCAAAAAAGAAUACUGCACCAAAAAAUACUACAAGAAAAGAUGUUUCACCAAAGGUCAAUCCCAAAAUGAAAACAAGUGCCUCUCCAAAAAAGAAUACUUCUGUUAACAGCAAUCCCAAAAAGAAUGAACCAGAAAAAACAAAUCCCAAAAAGUCUACUCCGGCAAGUACUACUCCCAAAAAGACUCCUCAAAUAAAGACUACUCCCAAAAAGACUCCUCAAAUAAAAAGUACUCCCAAAAAGACUCCUCCAGAAAAAACAACUCCCAAAAAGACUCCUCCAGAAAAAACGCCUAAAAAGAUUACUCCGUCAAGCACUACUCCCAAAAAGACGUUUCCAGAAAAAACAAUCCCCAAAAAGACUACUCCGUCAAGCACUACUCCCAGAAAGACAUUUCCAGAAAAAACAACUCCCAGAAAGACUACUCCGGCAAGCACCACUCCCAAAAAGACGCUUCCAGAAAAAACUACUCCCAAAAAGACUCUUACAGAAAAAACGACUCCCAAAAAGACUACUCCGGCAAGCACCACUCCCAAAAAGACGCUUCCAGAAAAAACUACUCCCAAAAAGACUCUUACAGAAAAAACGACUCCCAAAAAGACUACUCCGGCAAGCACCACUCCCAAAAAGACGCUUCCAGAAAAAACUACUCCCAAAAAGACUCUUACAGAAAAAACUACUCCCAAAAAGACUACUCUGGCAAGCACCACUCCCAAAAAGACGCUUCCAGAAAAAACUACUCCCAAAAAGACUCUUACAGAAAAAAUGACUCCCAAAAAGACUACUCCGGCAAGCACCACUUCCAAAAAGAUGCUUCCAGAAAAAACUACCCCCAAAAAGGUGCUUUCAGAAAAAACUACUCCUAAAAAGACUUCUCCAGUGAAGCUUACUCCUGAGAAAAAACUCAAACCCUUGCCCAAAAAGGAGGUUCCACCAAAGGCCAGCCCCAAAAAAAUCACACAGCCAAAGACAAAAGUAACAAAACAAACUCAGACCAAGACAAACCACAAAAAGAACUCAAAGCCCACAGCCUCACAUGCCAAGGUCAAUCAGAAUAAGGGCACAGUGAAAAAGACUAAUCCGAAGAAGAAAACACUUGAAACGUCUUUCUAUUACACCAUAGCUCCCUCUCCCUAUACAAGCCCAGAACCAUCAAGAGAAUACUUUUCUCCCACUGUCUCCUCUAGCACUAGUGUCUAUGAUCCAGCAGCUUUUCCUGAGUCAACAGUCAAUGUCACGUUCAUCAGUAACAACACAGAGGCUACAGAAGAAACUCCAAUUGAGUACUAUGACAGCACAGACACCGCAUCAGUAACACCCAGCACUUUUGAUGAUCUCGUAACACCCACCACUACUACUCAGCUUGAUGACGUCACGAUGCCCAGUGGAACCAUGCCAUAUGGUGAUGUCCCAAUGACCAGCAGUGGUGACAUCACAGUAACCAGCGGGACCAUUGUCAGCGGUGAUGACAUCACAGUGUCUUACAGCAACGUGGGAGUGGUCAGUGACACCAUGGUGCUGGACGACGGUCUCACUAUGGUGAUCCCGACCAUAAACAGCGAUGAUAUGAUGGAUCUCGCCUCCACACCUUGGCUGGACCUGUCCGAGUACAUCCCCGUGAGCAUUCCCAUGACAACCCCAGACCCCAUCACCCCCUCACCUUCCACCACCUUCGCUCCAACAACAGAAAAAGCUGUCAUCACGACCACCACGGCCUCUACAGUGAGACCUCAGCGACGAGCAGAGGAGAACAGUGAGAACAACUCCAUUGACGUCUUGUACAACAGGGUCGUCAGCGUAGACAAUGACAUCUCUCAGAACAACCUGAUCCCAAAGCGCCGGGUCAACCUCCGAGAACGAACCAGGAACAAACGCAUUCAGGAGCUUCUGGAGGAGAAACGGAACUUUCUCCUCAGGAUGAAGAGAGGCCAUGCGGCACGAUAGACCAAGCCUUCUCAUUUCUCUUAUAGAGAUCUUUACAGACUUUUGUAAGAGUUGUUUAAACCCCUCUGUGAACUGCCAUGAUGCUUUCUGUCAGGCCUCUCCACAAAAAAACUCUCUGUCAUAUCAGUAUCAUGACAAUCAGGACUGCUGCAGAGAGAAAAUAUCAUGGCCAAAUGUUUGAACAGUUGCUUUGAAUAAAGCAAAGCCCUUCAGAGUACAGACUGUUGCAGAUUUGCAGCAAAUCGCCUUGCCUGUGUAAACACAAUAAUGAGAAACAGAAGGGAUGAAAAGUGUACAUCCAGUUUGACCAGCACUUUACAAAGCCAAGCUUUUAUCCCUCUAAACCACCCACAGUCUUGUUUGAGGAUUCACUCAACGGAUGAUGUAGAUAAGAUGUAAUGUAGUUUGUAAAAUGGUAUUAUCCGUACUGGCACUUAUGGAGGAACAAAAUCUACAACCUAGAAUCCAAAUCUCCAUCUGAUAUUAUAUUACAGCCCAGGACUGCAGCUCAUUUCCCCCAAACAGAUAUGAAUACCUCUCAGCUCCCUAAUAACAGCUACUGUAGCACAAAAUUAAAAUGUGUCCUUGUUAAGUGGCCAGCACUCUGAAUACCCUAUACACACACACACAGCAAAUUGGAGCUUUUGGAGGCCUGAGGGCAGUAUGGUAAUGCCAAACAAUCAGAAAGUCAGAGUUUCCUUUUGGUUUAAUAGCAUUGUGAAAGUUUACACUGCUUGGAUCGUGUUGCCUUUUCCAAAGCAAACAGUCUCUCUGACUGCACAAGGGUCUUUCAUCUCUCAGGAAGUUUAGAUACAUUGUGGAAGUCUGGUGAGGGACAUUGCCACACUUGGUGCUUCCUGGAUUUUAAUUAUAUUUUUGAUAUCUUGCUAAGCUAAAAUUAUUGAAGAGAAAAAAAAUAUUUUGAUUGCGUUUUUUUGUUGUUGUUUUUCUUUUUCAACGGUCAGUCAAGUAUGGUGCUUUUUUUGACAGCAAUGUCCCUCAUGUGUUCAUUUAUGUACAAAAACAACAAAAAUAUAAUAAGCCUGUUUGUAUUAAAGGUAUCCACAUAGAAGCUUUGAGGGCCAGUAUAUUUUCUUUUCUAAAAGUUUUAUUAUUGGUACAUCUCUAACUUGCAACUGCCAAAGCACCUACGGAUCUUUCUGUACGAUAUCUGUACAUAUGAAAAAGAACUUAAUGUUUAAUAUUUAUUAAAGUUUAAGUGCCUGUGGAAUUUUGCAAA
Molecule: messenger RNA, 7666 nt
Organism: Lates calcarifer (barramundi perch)
Lineage: Eukaryota; Metazoa; Chordata; Actinopteri; Centropomidae
Product: A disintegrin and metalloproteinase with thrombospondin motifs 2
Exons: 22
Coding region: 625-6426 (1933 amino acids)
Biological process (GO): extracellular matrix organization; proteolysis
Cellular component (GO): extracellular matrix
Molecular function (GO): metalloendopeptidase activity
Source: RefSeq, a predicted model, not a curated record